CAACAACUCUAUUAUACAAACAGACUACGUCGUUCUCUUCCACUCAUCUGAAAACAAAAUCCAAUUCUCUCUCUCUCCCUCCAGAUUCAAACGAUCCGAUCCAAAACUUUGAGAUCCGAGAAGAUGUCUACGUUCAGCGGCGAUGAAACUGCUCCGUUCUUCGGCUUCCUUGGCGCCGCCGCCGCUCUCGUCUUCUCCUGUAUGGGAGCUGCUUAUGGAACAGCAAAGAGUGGUGUUGGUGUGGCUUCAAUGGGAGUGAUGAGACCUGAGUUGGUUAUGAAGUCUAUUGUCCCUGUGGUUAUGGCUGGUGUUUUGGGUAUUUAUGGACUUAUUAUUGCUGUUAUCAUUAGUACCGGCAUCAAUCCUAAGGCUAAGUCUUACUACCUAUUUGACGGAUACGCUCACCUUUCGUCUGGUCUUGCUUGUGGUCUUGCUGGACUCUCAGCUGGUAUGGCUAUUGGAAUUGUUGGUGAUGCGGGUGUUAGGGCAAAUGCUCAGCAGCCUAAGCUAUUUGUUGGGAUGAUUCUUAUCCUUAUCUUUGCGGAAGCGCUCGCUCUAUACGGCCUAAUUGUAGGCAUCAUUUUAUCUUCUCGAGCUGGUCAGUCCAGAGCAGAAUGAGAGCACAAACAAAUGUUAAAAUUUCCAGGUACUUCCUUAUCGAUCAACUUAUAAGUGCGGUAUGUAGUAUCGGGAGCCGAUAUUUUGUGGAUUCUUGGUUUGGGAAGCAGAUGUUGCCACCUCGCUUUCCUUGGUUGGUGGUUACUUGAGUGUAGGAUGUUAUUUGGUUGGUACGGUAAUAAAAAAAAGAGCUUGGCAUUUGUUUUGUAUUCUUGUAUUGUCUGCAUCUGUCUUGAUGAACUUGAUAAUAUUUUGUUUGUAAAGAAGUUUGCUUCUGAUACCAUCUUUGAAUGUUAUGAGAUUAAUGCUAGCUUUUCUACUGAACAAAACAUUAUAUUUUCGGAGGGUGUUAAGCAAAGUAAUGAAAAUAUUAAUCGUUCCUAGGGUUCCUCCUAAGCCAAUUAUCUCCGAAAUCCUUUACUGCAGCUAGAUCUUCUUAUGGAAUCUAAUCGUUCUUGUUUUUAUAGCAUCGCAUCGAAUCUUCUUCGUCUUGGAAUGGAAUCCUUUCUUGUUUUCGUCUGUUUGGUGAGAUUUGCUAUCGAUUGUAACUCGUGUAUUGUGUUGUACAAGUAAUUCAUCGCUGGCGUUUAGUUAAUCGAAUCUCAUAUCUAACUAUGUUCUAACCUUGAUUGGGAGAGUUGCUUGCCUGAAACAACAGAAGAUCUUAGUCAAUUCAUUUCUUUCUUAAGCACUUAGCUUGGAAGGCAGCUUAGUCGGAUCCAAGUUAGGGUAAAGGCAGUUCCACUCCAAUUCAAAAUGGAGGGAGGACUUGAAGUAGUCCUAGAUUACCACUUCAACAACAUGAUGAGUAUCCUCCAAUUAUGGGAAUCUGAUACCUUCUUAUCUCUCUUACCCCAUAAUGAAUCCGAAUCAAAGGAACCCCACAACACUUUUGGAAAGAAGAAACCGUUUCAAGUAUCUAACAAACGUUAAAGCCAUGGUUAGAGGAAACGUGUAUGAAAUGGUUUCACUUUUCUACUUAAAAACAAUGAAGACAAAGAGUGUCGUAUAUCAAA
Messenger RNA from Arabidopsis thaliana (thale cress), 1634 nucleotides. Its product is annotated as ATPase, F0/V0 complex, subunit C protein. Gene Ontology annotation, biological process: proton transmembrane transport. Gene Ontology annotation, molecular function: proton transmembrane transporter activity; proton-transporting ATPase activity, rotational mechanism. The transcript has 3 exons. Gene Ontology annotation, cellular component: storage vacuole; lytic vacuole; proton-transporting two-sector ATPase complex, proton-transporting domain. Bases 124 to 618 code for a protein of 164 amino acids. NCBI's taxonomy places the organism in Eukaryota, Viridiplantae, Streptophyta, Magnoliopsida, Brassicales, Brassicaceae. The record is from RefSeq and is marked reviewed.